This is a messenger RNA of Cataglyphis hispanica, 2160 nucleotides long. RefSeq lists its product as uncharacterized. The record is from RefSeq and is a predicted model, not a curated record. Lineage: Eukaryota; Metazoa; Arthropoda; Insecta; Hymenoptera; Formicidae. The transcript is spliced from 5 exons. Bases 305 to 1498 code for a protein of 397 amino acids.
GGCAGGACGACCUCAGUCGAUUUCCGGUCGUCUCCCUUGUUCGACGUGUUGUGAUCUCGUGCGAGUUCUGUUUGUAGUCACGUUGUAGUUAAUUUACGGAUCGCGAGUGGACAAUCGGACAAAAAGUUGAACAAAACGUGCGCGGAUCAGGCGCUCAUCCAUCGCGGAGCGUGUAAAUUUUAAUACGUGCGAGAGAUCUUGGCACUUAUAUAUCUAGAAUAAGGGAGUAAAAGAGAGGGAGAGAAAGAGCGAGAGAAAGAGAGAGAGAAAGAGAAAGAAAGAGCGAGAACGCAAGACCGCAAAAAUGUCAGAGAUUGACGCAAAAGUGAAUAUGUCGCUCGAUGAAAUCAUAAAAAUGGAGAAAAAGGAGAAAAAGAAAAAGAAUGUGGCGGCGAAUGGCAAAACCGGCGGUCCCAAGCGCAAUCGCGGUGCUGUAAGAAGCCGAACUGGAUUUAGAGGAAGAGGUACAAGAAUCAAACGGGGCAAUGUCGGAGUCAUCGUGAAGAAACAGCAGCAGCAACAGACUUGGCAACGCAAUGCGAAUAACACAAAUAAUGUUCGCGGUUUCGCUAAGAAUCGCUUUAAGAAGAAUGUCGGCAAUCUCGUGAGAUCGCGCAGCAAUUUGAGUUUGAAUCAGAAAACAAACGCGAGAGGUGCGUUCAACGUGCGUCGUGGCAGAGGCAAUAGAUUCUCCGGUUUGACUCGUAGCAGAAGUCGCACCAACUUGACGUUCAAUCAGGGUGGCUUCUUCACAAAUAACAAGAGCCCAUUAAAGAGAACGAAUAGCUUGCCCAAUCUGCGAGAUCCGAAUUCUGUCCACAAUCGCUUAGGAUAUCAAAGUCCUGCUCAGAUCGCUUAUCGAAAUCGUGUGAAACGUGCAAAGCAGCUGCUUCUACAGAGACAGAAUCAGAGGUUAAACUUACAGAAUCAAUUCAGACUGGCACAGUCUGGACAAAAGCCUCUACUCUCUAUGCAGCCAAGAACUUUGGGAAGACAACAAAUAUUAACGUCGCAGCGUCGCUUUACAACCGGUGGAUUGCGAUCCGAUCAAAUCGCUCGUGCGCAAAGGCGGGCACAAUACGAACAAAAAUUGAUGAGAAUGAACUCUGCCCGACUGACUCCUACUCCAAAUGUUAACUUCAUGUGCACACUGGGAAGUGAGUACACACCUACCACCACACGUCAGCGACCACUCACUCUCACCCAAAGUCGACACACUGCGGCCAUGAGUAAUAUGCGACAAUUGCCUAGAGGACGAUCGCCAUAUAGACAAAGCGCACCGGGUGUAAAUAUGAUUGGUCGAGCACCGUUAUUCGGAGCACAAUUCGGCCGACAACGCUCGAGAUCGAGAUCACGAUCACGUUCGGGCACACACAACACGAAUACAUCCGAUUCCAGUGGAGACGUUGAUGAUCGCAGUUUCAGCGAAGUUAUGUACAGCCUAUCAGGAAAUCUCGGCGUUACAGGGCGAACCCUUAAUGAUCGGUUUAGUUUUUAAUUAGUAUAGUCUCGAGAAAACUUUAUUUUAUAUUCAAAAACUUAUUGAUAAUCUAUUAAUGAUAAUUUACUGGUAAUAUCAGAGAAAUAAAGGGAGAACUUUUUUGUUUUUAACAACCUAGAUAAAAUGUGGUUUUUUUCUAUGUAAACAUUAAUGACAAUGCAAUGCGCCCAAUGCAUUAAUUAAAAAAUAUACAUAAUAUCAUAAAAUUAAAAAAUAUACAAUAUCUCAAAUAUUUUAAUGUAAAAGUUGAUUUAAAGUAUCGCUUUUUAACAUUGCACUGUUAUGUGUGUACAAACUAUUUGUAGGAAAUAUCAUGAAAGGUAGCACUUUUAUCCAAAAUGUAUGAUAAUCAUACAUAUGGAGAUAGUGAUUGAUGAGAAGCGAUUUUCAUCUAUCAGAAUUAAAGAAAUCUUGAUUUUUUUAUUUGUGUGCAACACCUUUGUAAAAUCUUUAGUAUUUUUUAUUACACGAAAAAGAAAGAAAUAUGGUUAAAUAUAACAACAUAUAGAAUGAUUUAUUGAGGAAGUUUCGAUAUUUAGAAUGAAAGUAAAUCUCUCUUAAAUGUAUAUUACAUUUGAAUGUAUGAAAUAGAUUGCUAAUCUAAUAUCUUUUGAAUGUAUUUUCUUUUUGCUUUAAGAAAUAUACAAAUCUUGACUAUA